AUGGCGACGAUGCGGACUUAUUUGGAGACCGAGUGCGUUCCGCUGCGCAGGAAGAGGAUUGCAAGUCUGGUGGUUUGGAAUUCUACCCAUGCCAAGAAUAUAAGCUCAGAUCUUCAAGAAGCACUUGAAACUCAAGCGCAUGUUAAACUGGGCAACGGACGUCAAUUCUUCAAGGUGACUGGGGACGGAGGUGAAGGAUGGAAAUUCGCUAAUAUAAAUAAGACCGAAUACGAUGAAAUGUACCGUAAAUGUGUGCCGGUUCUUAUUGACUAG
Molecule: messenger RNA, 273 nt
Organism: Cooperia oncophora
Lineage: Eukaryota; Metazoa; Nematoda; Chromadorea; Rhabditida; Trichostrongylidae
Source: the annotation of a GenBank genome assembly